Molecule: messenger RNA, 336 nt
Organism: Verticillium nonalfalfae
Lineage: Eukaryota; Fungi; Ascomycota; Sordariomycetes; Glomerellales; Plectosphaerellaceae
Exons: 3
Coding region: 1-336 (111 amino acids)
Source: RefSeq, a predicted model, not a curated record
AUGUUCGGCAGAGACGACAGCCACAACCACAUUGAUGGCGCUGAGCCAAAGAAGUCCCUGUACCAGCGGUUCAAGGACCGCAAGAAGGGCGGCGAAAUUUCCGAGGCGGACGUGGCCAAGUACACGGGGAUGAGCAAGGCGCAACUCGCGGAAUGGGCCAAGGACAGGCCAGGCGUCGGGGGCCAGCAAGCGGCCGGCAAGAUCAACGCGGGGGAAGCGUCGGGGUUCGCUGGCAUGAACGCUGCCGAUGGAUCGGAUCAGAGGUCGAGAACGAGGGCAGCCAAGACGAACAGGAUGGCUGAUCGAGCAGCUGAACCACGGGCGGGCGAAGGCUGA